CUGAAAAAUCCAAACAUUCCGAUCCGAUAGUUGAAUGAAAUGAUUUAAAGAGUUUUGUUUAUAAACAUGGGCUGUUGCGACUCGAAAGAAAAAGAUCAGGAGGAGGAAAAUGAGGAGAGAACUUGUACCGACGUAUUCUGGCUGAUUCUCUUCAUUUUAUUCUGGUUUUUGAUGGUGAUAAUCGCCGCAUUCUCGUUCGUAUACGGAAACCCGAUCAGAAUUAUAAAUGGCUAUGACUCAUUUGGCAAUACUUGCGGCACAAAACACAACAAAGUCAUGGGAAAUUUCACACUUUCAGGCCUUGAUACAUCCGAUAAACCUUACCUUCUCUUCUACGAUGUAAAGGACUUGAAAGAAUCCCUCAAAAUAUGCGUUAAAGAAUGCCCAACAAGGACUUUAACAACAGUACAAGAGCUUUACGAUUAUCACAAAUCUGGUGUGGAUCUAUGCAAAUACGGAUUUAAUUAUGAGUCCCUCAAUGACAGAAGUAUAGAUAAAGCAGUUUUAUUAGCCCCUUUAGGACCUUGCCCCGUUUUACCAGUUUAUGAAGGAAAGCCUGUUUUACACCGUUGUAUCCCAAAACCUAUAAAAGAAGUCACUGAGUCGAUCUUGAGGAAUUUUUAUGACUUGCUCAAUGGAUGGGAUACUUUAGAACAGAUACUAAGCGACCUGUAUCAUACAUGGAAGGAAAUAUUAGGGCUGGCAGUGCUUUCCCUUUUAAUAUCCUUGCUAACCAUCACAAUAUUACAUUGCCUGGCACACAUAAUCUCGUAUUUCAUAAUGAUCGGAUUUGCUAUAGCGAGUAUAGGAGGAACAGCAUAUUUGUGGUAUACUUACUAUGAUAUUAAGCAUAAUCUAGAUAAAACUGAGCAAAACGAAAGAUAUAGUUUAUUGCUGGAGUCUGUACGAAAUGAAGUAGCUUUUCGUUGGUAUGCUAUUAUUGCUACCGUUAUAACAGUUAUAAUAUUAAUAAUAAUUAUUUUUAUGAGAAAACAAGUAGAUUUCUUGGCAAACCUUUUCAAGGAAACUUCAAAAUGCAUUAUGCAUUUACCAGGACUGUUUUUCCAACCUUUUUUAACCUUUAUAGUUCUUGUUCUUUUCUUUAUGUUCUGGAUAUUCGUUGUGUUAUGUCUUGCCACCGCAAACUACCCGGGAACUGAUGUAAUAUCCGGAGUAAGAGUCACAGGACAGGGCUCAGCAUUACUGACAACCCCCUCGACGAAUUCCGCCUUGAAAAACAAUUCGAUCAUAGACAAACUUAACCAAUUUAAAAUGAUCAUAUACAACGAUGAUUCCUGGGUGAAAAGUAUGUGGUGGGUGUAUUUCAUAGGGCUGAUAUGGACGUCGGAGUUUAUUAUGGCCUGUCAGCAAAUGGUGAUUGCUGGCUCAGUGGCCCACUGGUUUUACAGGCAUAAAUACAAGAACAAUGAUCAUGUUUGCUACUCUAUGGGCAAGUUAAUCAAGUACCAUCUGGGUUCAGUCGCCUUGGGUUCACUUAUAAUCACACUUUUCAAGAUUCCGCGUCUCAUAUUAACAUAUUUACAUGAAAGGUUCACAAGGAAUAAAGAAAAAGGUAGCGAGUGUGCCGCGUGCGCCCUGAGAGGCUGCAUUUGCUGUUUUUACUGCCUGGAAAAAUUUAUCAGAUAUUUGAACCACAACGCUUACACUGUUAUAGCCAUUGAUGGGUCGAAUUUUUGUAAAGCGGCAGGAACGGCUUUUGAAGUACUGACCUCCCACGCUCUGCAAGUGGCCACCAUCAAUUCUCUGGGCGAUUUCAUCCUGUUUCUGGGCAAAUGCUUCGUGACAGCCGUGACAGGGUGCGUGGGACUCGCCAUCUUCCGUAGAAAUCCAGAACUGACGUUUUACGCGGCCCCGACCUUGUUGGUGUGCAUAUUUGCCUUCUUCGUGGCCCACUGCGUACUUUCAUUGUAUGAGAUGGUACUCGAUACAGUGUACCUCUGCAUGUGCCAGAGCGGAGACGCUCCAGAUGGCAUCCAGAUGCAGAAUUUGGGCGUGACAAACAACGGAAAUACGCAACGUCAAAGCACAGAAACCGAACCAAUGAGUUAAAUAAGUUUUUUUUUCAGCUAAAUAAGCACAAAAAACGAGGCUAUUCAUGGCAUAGAUAUUCCCUCACUGUAUUUGUCAUGAUUUUUUUAUUCUUCUCGCAUUUUAGACACGUUUUUGCAUUUAUUAUUAAUUAUUAUCAUUGAUGUUAUUAUAAUUAUUGUAAAAUAUACUCUAAGAGGCUGAGAAAUUCAUGUUUAAACUAUUAUAAAAUAACGCACAUACUCUAAUAUUAUUAUGCUGUGUAAAAGUACAAUUUAUAGAGAUAUAUUCCGUAUGAUCGAAAAAAAAACCGGCGUCAAGUUGGCUAGGAAAUGACGAUCGAUGACAUUUGCCAUAUAAAAUGACAGCGAUCUUCAUUUCAUGGCCAUCGCUGACGCCGUUUCUUUUUUCGAUCAUACGGUACUUAUCUAUAACGGUUGAAUUAUCUAUCAUACUUCUACCUUAAUAAUUCAGGCAAUUUCCAAGUAUUAAAAGUUUCCUUUAAUAGGCGCAUUCGCCAUUUCGUCAAGAAAAAAACCUGAUUUGCAAGUUAAUACAAAGAUAUUCCAUUUAAAAUUAUUUUUUCAGUACUCUGGGUACAUAGAUACAAUAUAAUUACUGUAAUAUUCUACUUAAAUAUUACAUUUCAUUUAUAAAAUGCCGUAUGAUCGAAAAAAAACCGGCGUCCAGUUAGCUGGGAAAUGAUGACAUGUCCCAUAUAAAAAUUUAUAUGGGACAAAUACACCUAAAACGACAGCAACAUUAUUUCAUAGCCAUCGCUGACGCCGUUUUCUUUUCGAUCAUACGGUACUUAUAAAAAAAUAUUAUGUAUUUACGCACAUAUAUAUAAAAUUGUAUCAUAUAAGUCUGAGCUUUUAAAAUGUGAAAACUGCCAUUUGUUGUAUUUUUUUAAAGAUAUUUACAAAAAACGAAUCUCAGUAUCAGUAUACGCCCGCAUAUAUUAACAGUCCCAAAAAAAAAACGGCGCCACGGUGACCUUUGAAAUGACAAUUAAUUAUAAUUUCUCUAAAGAAAAAAAUACUAAAAUAGAAAAUGGUGAAAAACAAAAAUAUUUUUAAUGGUUUUUAAAAAGUAGAAAGUUUACAGGCGCAGAAAUUUUCAGCCAUUGUCAUUUCUCAGGCCGCUACGACGCCGUUUUAUUUCGAUAGUAUGGUGUUUAUAUUUCUUAAUAUUUUACAAGAAUACCCUUAGUAUUCGGUGUAGCAUGUAUAUGUAGAAAAUUCUAUAUUAUUUAUAAAAAAGUAGUAAGUGCCUCAAGUAACAAAUCCAUAAAAAAUAUCGGUGCUGUUGAUUUAUUUAUUCUCAGUAAUAUAGGAAUGUUUAUGUAUUUUUGCUAAUUAUUUAUAUGUAUUUUUAGUCAGUAAUUUUCGAAUAUAUUUAUAAGUUAUUUAAACUCCUUUGUAAUUCAAUUUAAAUAAAAACCUAUCACAC
Sitophilus oryzae (rice weevil) is the source of this 3501-nucleotide messenger RNA. It is a transcript of the gene Ctl1, whose product is annotated as CTL-like protein 1. Gene Ontology annotation, molecular function: transmembrane transporter activity. Gene Ontology annotation, cellular component: membrane. The transcript is spliced from 10 exons. The record is from RefSeq and is a predicted model, not a curated record. Lineage: Eukaryota; Metazoa; Arthropoda; Insecta; Coleoptera; Curculionidae. The coding region runs from base 67 to 2070 and encodes 667 amino acids. Gene Ontology annotation, biological process: transmembrane transport.